GCUCAUUGGAUGAUUGUAAAUAAAUACUUAGAACUAUCACGAUUUCCAGAGGUCAGAGGGAGACAGGUAUGGUCCAGAGUUGCGAUGAUACGGACGCCGAUACUGUGCCCUCCAAUCAAUGCCAGCAAGACCUUGCUCUAUGGGUUGAGCGAAAGUCGAUGGUGGAGCGAUCGAGGAAAGUGCGAGUCCUCUGUUGGAUCUUGACAAUGCCGGAUAACCACGAGAAGAAGGCCAAGCACGUGAAGGCAACAUGGGGGAAGCGAUGCGAUCAAAUUGUAUUUAUGAGCACCAAGAAAGAUCCAUCAUUGCCCUCCGUGGCAUUGAACGUGAAGGAAGGUCGGCAGUAUCUGUCAGACAAGUCACAUGCGGCCUGGAAAUACGUGUACGAGCAUCACCUCAACGAUUCGGACUGGUUCCUGAAAGCAGAUGAUGACACCUACGUCGUCAUGGAGAAUCUCCGCUACAUGCUACUCAAGCACGAUCCUUUGAAACCUGUUUACUUUGGCUGUCGUUUCCACGGUUUCAUGAGUGGAGGAGCAGGUCAGGAUGGACAU
Molecule: messenger RNA, 554 nt
Organism: Darwinula stevensoni
Lineage: Eukaryota; Metazoa; Arthropoda; Ostracoda; Podocopida; Darwinulidae
Source: the annotation of a GenBank genome assembly